Marmota flaviventris (yellow-bellied marmot) is the source of this 2427-nucleotide messenger RNA. Lineage: Eukaryota; Metazoa; Chordata; Mammalia; Rodentia; Sciuridae. The record is from RefSeq and is a predicted model, not a curated record.
AUGGGCGCCCCGGCCUGCGCCCUCGCACUGUGCGUGGCCGCGGCGGUUGUGGCGGGCGUCGCCUCGGAGCCCCCGGGCACAGAGCAGCGCGUCGCGCCGAGAGCGGCAGAGGUCCCAGGGCCUGAGCCUGGCCAGCAGGAGCAGCUGGUCUUUGGGAGUGGGGACACCAUGGAGCUGAGCUGUGACCCACCCGGAGGUGGUCCUGUGGGUCCCACGAUUUGGGUCAAGGAUGGCUCGGGACUGGUGUCCUCAGGCCGUGUCCUGGUGGGGCCCCAGCAGCUGCAGGUGCUAAAUGCCUCUCAUGAAGACACUGGGGCCUACAGUUGCCGGCAGCGGCUCACACAGCGCGUGCUGUGCCACUUCAGUGUGCGUGUGACAGAUGCUCCAUCCUCUGGAGACGAUGAAGACGGGGAGGAUGUGGCUGAGGACACAGGUGAGACCAGGGGGGCCCCUUACUGGACUCGGCCAGAGCGGAUGGACAAGAAACUGCUGGCAGUGCCGGCUGCCAACACGGUUCGCUUCCGCUGCCCAGCUGCUGGCAACCCCACUCCUUCCAUCUCCUGGCUGAAGAACGGCAAGGAGUUCCGAGGGGAGCAUCGCAUUGGGGGCAUCAAGCUGCGUCAUCAGCAGUGGAGCCUGGUCAUGGAGAGCGUGGUGCCCUCCGACCGCGGCAACUACACCUGCGUGGUGGAGAACAAGUUUGGCAGCAUCCGGCAGACGUACACUCUGGACGUGCUGGAGCGCUCCCCGCACCGGCCCAUCCUGCAGGCGGGGCUGCCAGCCAACCAGACAGCCGUGCUGGGCAGCGACGUGGAGUUCCACUGCAAGGUGUACAGUGACGCACAGCCCCACAUCCAGUGGCUCAAGCACGUGGAGGUGAAUGGCAGCAAGGUGGGCCCUGACGGCACGCCCUACGUCACCGUGCUCAAGUCCUGGAUCAGUGAGAAUGUGGAGGCGGACGCGCGCCUCCGCCUGGCCAAUGUGUCGGAGAGGGACGGGGGCGAGUACCUCUGUCGAGCCACCAAUUUCAUAGGCGUGGCCGAGAAGGCCUUUUGGCUGCGUGUUCAUGGGCCCCGAGCAGCGGAGGAGGAGCUGGCGGAGGCGGACGAGGCUGGCAGCGUGUAUGCAGGCGUCCUCAGCUACGGGGUGGGCUUCUUCCUCUUCAUCCUGCUGGUGGCAGCCGUAACGCUGUGCCGCCUGCGCAGCCCUCCCAAGAAGGGCCUGGGCUCCCCCACUGUGCACACGGUCUCCCGCUUCCCGCUCAAGCGACAGGUGUCCUUGGAGUCCAACUCGUCCAUGAACUCCAACACACCGCUGGUCCGCAUUGCCCGGCUGUCCUCGGGAGAAGGUCCCACGCUGGCUAAUGUUUCUGAGCUUGAGUUACCUGCCGACCCCAAAUGGGAGCUGUCCCGGGCCCGACUGACCUUGGGCAAGCCUCUUGGAGAGGGCUGCUUUGGCCAGGUGGUCAUGGCAGAGGCCAUUGGCAUCGACAAGGACCGUGCUGCCAGACCUGUCACAGUGGCGGUGAAAAUGCUGAAAGACGAUGCCACUGACAAGGACCUGUCGGACCUGGUGUCGGAGAUGGAGAUGAUGAAGAUGAUUGGGAGGCACAAGAACAUCAUCAACCUGCUGGGGGCCUGCACGCAGGGCGGGCCUCUGUACGUGCUGGUGGAGUACGCGGCCAAGGGCAACCUGAGGGAGUACCUUCGGGCGCGGAGGCCGCCGGGCAUGGACUACUCGUUCCACACCUGCAGGCUGCCUGAGGAACAGCUCACCUUCAAGGACCUGGUGUCAUGUGCCUACCAGGUGGCGCGGGGCAUGGAGUAUCUGGCAUCCCAGAAGUGCAUCCACAGGGACCUGGCUGCCCGCAACGUGCUGGUGACUGAGGACAAUGUGAUGAAGAUAGCCGACUUUGGCCUGGCCCGUGAUGUGCACAACCUCGACUACUAUAAGAAGACCACCAACGGCCGGCUGCCGGUGAAGUGGAUGGCCCCCGAGGCCCUGUUUGAUCGGGUCUACACCCACCAGAGUGAUGUCUGGUCCUUUGGGGUCCUGCUCUGGGAGAUCUUCACCCUGGGGGGCUCGCCAUACCCCGGCAUACCCGUGGAGGAGCUUUUCAAGCUGCUGAAGGAGGGCCACCGCAUGGACAGGCCAGCCAACUGCACACACGACCUGUACAUGAUCAUGCGUGAGUGCUGGCACGCAGUGCCCUCCCAGAGGCCUACCUUCAAACAACUGGUUGAAGACCUGGACCGCAUCCUCACCGUGACGUCCACUGAUGAGUACCUGGACUUGUCAGUGCCCUUUGAGCAGUACUCACCAGGUGGCCAAGACACCCCCAGUUCCAGCUCCUCAGGGGACGACUCUGUGUUUACCCAUGACCUGCUGCCCCCGGCCCCACCCAGCAAUGUGGGCCCUCGGACGUGA